Molecule: messenger RNA, 966 nt
Organism: Trichoderma virens Gv29-8
Lineage: Eukaryota; Fungi; Ascomycota; Sordariomycetes; Hypocreales; Hypocreaceae
Exons: 3
Coding region: 1-966 (321 amino acids)
Molecular function (GO): FAD binding; monooxygenase activity
Source: RefSeq, a predicted model, not a curated record
AUGUCUGCACCCUCCAAGACUUUGAGAGUUGCCAUCGUCGGGGGAGGACUUGGUGGUCUGAUGGCAGCCCUCUGCAUUCAUUCAUUCUGCGAUCAAGGUGAACUUCAAGUUGAUGUCUAUGAGCAGGCUCUAGAGUAUAAAGAGAUUGGUGCAGGUGUCAGCCUUGGCAGAAAUACUCUGAGAGUCAUCAAACAAAUUGGACUCUAUGAACAAAUCCUUGCGAUAGCGGGCAAGACUGAUAUCUGGUUGUCGGCUCGGCGCUACGACAAUGGUGAAGAGAUUGUGAGAAUCAAGGCAGAUGGUGACGAACCAUCACAUCUUCCGGUACACAGAGCCGAGUUAUUGGCUCUCCUCGUACGUGCGAUUAAAGACAGAGCAGCUGCAACUCUUCAUCCCAACAAAAAAUGCAUGACAAUAGAGGAUAAUAAUGAUGCCAUCGUCCUGAAUUUUGCAGACGGCACAAUGGCUACGGCAGGCUUUGUGGUUGCAGCUGAUGGCAUUCACUCUCGUAUACGCCAAAACUACCAUAACGAUAAUGCCCAACUGGGAGAGAUGGUUGUAUAUCGAGGCUUGGUUCCAACGACUGCUGUCAAGGACUGGUGGCCCCUAGACACAUACUCACCCAUCUGGGUUGGUCCCAACAGAUACUUUAUUGUCUACCCUGUUAGCGAUGGAGCUUUGUUGAAUAUUGGAGCAUUCGUCGCGACUGAUGGCAAAUCACUUAAGAGAAAGACGGAAAGCUGGACAUUGAGAGGGGACAGAUUCGAUCUGGAGAAAGAUUACUCGGAUUUCGACCCUACGGUUAAACGUCUUAUUCAACAUUUGGACGAAAAUCCACUCAAAUGGAUCCUGUAUGAUCGACCUCUUUGUGACAAGUGGGUAUUUGCGAAUGGUAAAGUAGCACUGCUUGGGGACGCAGCCCACGCUAUGGUCCCCCAUCAAGGUAUGCGUUGUAAGACAUAUUGA